CUUACUCUCUUGCUCUUUCAGAUUUGCUUGUCCUACAGGCAACUGGAUGGAAUAGCAGAGCUCUCUUCUCCUCCUCUUCCCCAUUCUCCCCUCUUUUCUGAGAAGUCACUUCAAGGAGGCAGACGCGGAGCACCAGUGAACUUACUAACGGGACACACACACACUCAAACAUACGGACAGAGAGUAAGAGUGAGAGAGAGAGAGAGAGAGAGAAGGGGGGGUUGGAAUCGUCUUCAGUGGAACCAGGAUAACCCCUUGGACUGGCUGGACUGGCAUCAGGAGCUUAAGGACGGGCUGAGAGGGUUUGUUGGGACUGGGUGGUUUUUCUCAUCCCAGACAUCAUGGGGUGGCCACAGGGUCAUGUGUCCUGGCCAGUGGGGUCAUCAGGCAGAAUGACAGGCCUGAAGACACUGGCUCUUCGACUACUCUUCCUCACCUGCGUGUCCUCUUUCUCUACUCCACUACCCAGAGUCUUCCUCACUUUCAAUGAGCUCGAGGCCUCUCAGUCCUUUGAGCACUACGCUCUGAGUGAGAGUCCCAUGGACUAUCGAAUCCUGCUGAUGGACGAGGAUCAAGACCGGAUGUAUGUGGGCUGCAAGGACCACGUCCUGUCCGUGGACAUCAACAACAUCACCCAAGGCACACUUAAAGUGUUCUGGCCCGCCUCCGUCGUCAAGAUCGAGGAGUGCCAUAUGGCUGGUAAAGACCCUACGCAUGGCUGUGGAAACUUCCUCAGGGUCAUCCAGCCUUUCAACAGGACCCAUCUGUUCAUCUGCGGGAGUGGAGCGUACAGCCCUGUCUGCGCGUACAUCAACAGAGGUCGCCGGCCAGAGGAGAAAAUGUUCCAGAUUGCCUCUCGGGCUGAAUCAGGGAAGGGAAGAUGUUCCUUCAACCCACAGGUCAACACAGUCUCUGUCAUGCUGAACCAGGAGCUGUUCUCCGGCAUGUACAUCGACUUCAUGGGCACAGAUGCCGCCAUUUUCCGGAGUCUGACCACCAGGAACGCUGUGCGGACCGACCAGCACAACUCCAAAUGGCUGAGCGAGCCCAUUUUCAUCGACGGCCAUCUGAUACCAGACGGGUCCGACCCCAACGACGCCAAGCUUUAUUUCUUCUUACGAGAGCGGCUCACGGACAACAGCGGCAACACAAAGAACAUCCACACCAUGGUGGCCCGAGUGUGUCCAAAUGACACUGGGGGCCAGAGAAGUCUGGUGAAUAAGUGGACCACCUUCCUGAAGGCCCGGAUGGUGUGUUCUGUGCUGGAGGAGGAUGGCACAGAGACCCACUUUGAUGAGCUUGAGAGUGUCUUUUUGCUGGAGGCCGACAACCCCAAAGGUCUCCUGGUGUUUGGCGUCUUCACGUCCACAAGCUCCGUAUUUAAAGGUUCAGCAGUGUGUGUGUACAACAUGGCCGACAUCCUGACCGUCUUCAAUGGGCCGUUCGCCCACCGGGAGGGCCCCAACUUCCAGUGGGUGGCCUUCCAAGGACGCAUCCCCUACCCAAGGCCAGGCACCUGUCCUGGUGGGGCCUUUACACCCCACAUCCAGAGCACCAAAGAGUUCCCCGAUGACGUGGUGACGUUCGUCAGGAACCACCCCGUCAUGUUCAAUCCCAUCUACCCUGUGGGCAGGAGGCCGCUACUGGUGCGGACACACGCCGACUACAAAUACACCUCCAUCGCUGUGGACCAGGUCACAGCAGCAGACGGCCAGUACCAGGUCCUCUUCCUGGGCACAGACAAAGGCACAGUCCAGAAGGUGAUCGUCCUGCCCACAAACGGUUCCCUGGACGAGGAUCUGAUCCUGGAGGAGCUGGAAGUGUUUAAGACUGGUGCUGCCGUGACCAAUUUGCGAAUCUCAUCCAAGAAGCAACAGCUAUAUGUGAGCUCGGAACAUGGCCUGUCCCAAGUGUCUCUGCACCGUUGCCAUGCCUACGGUGCAGCCUGCGCCGACUGCUGCCUGGCCAGGGACCCCUACUGUGCCUGGGACGGACUUAGCUGCUCUCGCUUCUACCCCACGGGGAAAAGGCGCAGUCGGAGACAGGACAUCAUCCACGGCAACCCACUAACCCAGUGCAGAGGUUUCAAUUUAAAGGCCUACAGGAAUGCAGCGGAGCUGGCCCAGUACGGGAUCAGGAACAACACCACCUUCCUGGAGUGCAUGCCCAAGUCUCCGCAGGCCUCCAUCAAGUGGCUCAUCCAGAGAGACAACGACCGGCGGAAAGAGGUGAAGCUUAGCGACCGCGUGGUCUCCACCGAGCACGGCCUGCUCAUCCGCUCCGUGCAUCCCUCCGACCAGGGCCUCUACUACUGCCUGACCACCGAGAACGGCUUCAAGCGCACCGUGGCCAAGCUGCGCCUGCGCGUGCUGAGCGAGGCUCUGGUCAGCGCCCUGACCAGCAAGCAGCAGUCACCCUGGGGCUGGGCGGCGGCGCUGCAUCCCAAGGCCCUGGUGUCGGCCUUCAGCCCGGCGGACGCCCUGGCCAUGCAGCAGUACUGCAAGGAGCGCAAGCAGCUCCAGAGCCUGGCACCCGCCACUAGAGGCGACCUGGGCAAGCUGGGCAAGCUCAAGCCGCUGCUGGACCGCACCAAGAGCCGUAACCGCAGGAACCACCAGCCCCCGGAGUAGACGGUGGGGGAGGGAUGGGAUGGGAGUAGGGAGGGAGAUGGAGAGGAGGACAAAUGGGGGCGGGGGGGGGGGGGGGAAUGAUUGACUGAGCAUCUGGGGAAUGCCUUUGGUUAAGCCACGCUCCAAUGGACUUUUUUUCUACAUGAAUGUUACGGGCUGCCCCUGCCUGCAUUGGGCCCGCACAUUGGAGAAAGAGUGAUGGCAAUACUGAAGAGAGAGAUAGAGAGAGGGAGAGGGAGGGGAGCUUCCUGCACUGCCUCUACAGUAGUCUUACGUGCAUGAGGUACUCAAUGACUGUGACCUAUGCCAGCAUGAACACACACACACACACACA
Messenger RNA from Clupea harengus (Atlantic herring), 2964 nucleotides. It is a transcript of the gene sema3c, whose product is annotated as sema domain, immunoglobulin domain (Ig), short basic domain, secreted, (semaphorin) 3C. The record is from RefSeq and is a predicted model, not a curated record. Gene Ontology annotation, biological process: positive regulation of cell migration; axon guidance; negative chemotaxis. Gene Ontology annotation, cellular component: plasma membrane. Lineage: Eukaryota; Metazoa; Chordata; Actinopteri; Clupeiformes; Clupeidae. Gene Ontology annotation, molecular function: chemorepellent activity; semaphorin receptor binding.